CAGCCUCAGACCAACUCCACCAGCACCACACAGUGAUCCUACACCUGCUGCACAUCUUUAUGUGCGCAGCCAAGUGGUUGGAUGAGGUUGGACGUGGUUGGACACCAGGUAGACUCUGUCCAAGCGCGUCCAACCAGGUGUCCAACCUGCAGCUGGUUGGAUAGAGGUUGGACGCAGCUGGACACCAUGUCCAACCGCGUCCAACUGCAGCAGUUGGACACCUGGUUGGAUGCAGUUGGACACCUGGUUGGAUGCCAUGUCCAACCAGAGGUGGUUGGACGCAGGUUGGACGUUAGCUGGAUGACGCGUCCAACCGCGUCCAACCAGCUGCAGGUUGGACGCGGCGUCCAACCGCGUCCAAACUCAUUUGGCGCGCGCAUGUUCAUUAGCGAGCUGCCAGAUCAGCCCGAUGCCGCUGCGGCCAGGCGCUUCGAUGGGCGUCAAGCGCAAGUCUCUGUGGUGUACCACGACGCAGCGCCCCGGCUGGGGUCUUGGCUGCGGCACCCCGAUGCCGCCGCCCGCGGCUGCGCUCUCGCCGCUCUUCGCCCGCGGGAGCCCAAAAGUUGCCUGAACGUCACGUCCUGUCAGGCACGCCGCCCGAAGCGGCAGGUCCCACGCUUGCAGCGGCGUGCGGACCGCUCCACGCGUGUGCCGCCGGCAUACCGCGGCGUGCUCGUGCCUGGCGAGGCGUCGAGCGCCAGAAGCAGCUGCAAGAGAAGCUCCUGCAGCAGCAGCGCCUCGAUCUCUGCAUAAAGGGUGGGCAGCCAGCACCGCUGCAUCCUCUCUCUCGCCCACAUCCUCCGCAACAUGACGGCCGCCCACCCGAUGUUCCGCCUGAAGCUGGGUCAGUGCCGCGCACGCGCAGCUCCGCACCGCCCUCGCUG
Messenger RNA from Tilletiopsis washingtonensis, 884 nucleotides. RefSeq lists its product as hypothetical. Lineage: Eukaryota; Fungi; Basidiomycota; Exobasidiomycetes; Entylomatales. The record is from RefSeq and is a predicted model, not a curated record. Bases 82 to 753 code for a protein of 223 amino acids. The transcript has a single exon.